Sitophilus oryzae (rice weevil) is the source of this 1567-nucleotide messenger RNA. RefSeq lists its product as uncharacterized. The record is from RefSeq and is a predicted model, not a curated record. NCBI's taxonomy places the organism in Eukaryota, Metazoa, Arthropoda, Insecta, Coleoptera, Curculionidae. The transcript is spliced from 3 exons. The coding region runs from base 242 to 1321 and encodes 359 amino acids. Gene Ontology annotation, cellular component: nucleus. Gene Ontology annotation, molecular function: transcription regulator activity.
CCGAACACUACCGAGCUGUGCCGACCACGCUAGACUGGUCUCCGCACUAAGCAGCACUUAGUGUAUUUUCGUUCGUUCGCGCCGCAUACACAGACGCUGUUUCGCUGCUGUAUUCUCUCUAGUUUCGAGUGUCUCGAUCCAUUCGUAGCCUACUCGCUUCAGUUCUCUACUUGUGCGCGAUUUUACAGUUCGAAAUGUUGCUGUGCGGAGCGACCAUGCUCUACCACGGACCCAACUAACAAUGUGGUUUGAAACUCAGAAUUGUGACAUGAUGGGUUUGCAGACUACCACCACAGCGGUAGCGGCAGGCAAGCGCAAGUUCGACUCAACCACGCCCGCCCCUUUGCCAGAUCCGGACGCACCCCCUGCUAAGAGCGGCAAGUGGGACACACUCACCGCCCCACAGCAGCCGCCUGCGGUCACCCCCUCCUCUGCCACCGACGAUUGCAUAGCGCGGCUGAGGGCAGUAGCGGUACCCGCGGCCGAUACGUGGCGGGCUCCCGCCCCCUCCCUAGCUGCCACCCUGCUUAGCGAAGACGAGUUUGAGGAUGACGAGUUUGAAGAUGAAUUGAGCGACGAAGAGAAGUGCGCUGGGAUGGUCCCGCCUUUCGACCCACCGAGAUUCGCAACCCCCGUUCCUCAGAUUUCCUAUGGAAGAUACCAAUCCGCCGACUACUGGCAAUACUACCAACCACCCCAACAACAAACAAUUCGCUGUGAGGAAAAUGGCAAGUCGUAUUUGGAAUUGGGCGCCGCUCCUCAAGCCAAGACGCGCGUUCGUUGCUGCGACGGUCGCACCAGGUGGUGUCAUGUCCCUUGUUACCGGCAGCGACGACUCGCUGUACUCAACCUCUCCAUGUGCAAACUAGCAAGGUACCGUCAAUGUUCCGACCCCUCUCUGCGUCGUUCUGUGCUCAUCUGCAAUACCCUCAGGCGACUGGAACGAGAAAUGGAAGCCGAUCCUCCUGAACCUAGUUACCCUCUUCUCCCUGAAAUGACCCCACCUACCAGGCCUUGUCCUGUGCCCGAAGCGGGGUACGAGCAGAGUCUACGGGAGGUGGCGUGCUCCUCGGGACGUGCGACACCUUUUCCAUCCUCCGCUCCUGAUACGGAUUCAGGAAUAGGGGACGAAGACACCAGGCCCAUCAAUUGGGGCUCCGUCCUAAGCCUCUCAUCACAAACCGACCUGGAAUCUCUCAACAACAACGAGCUCUACGCGGAGCUAGGUUUAAGCGAUAACGAUGAAGAGUGGAAGGAACCUAGAACGGAACCUACCGCUGAAUGGGACGGUCUUAUGCACGUCCUGGUAGGCGGUACGUAGCAAUAAUUGAUAACUGGACGAGAGCAAGAAGAAUUGUGUUUUAACUCAGGUUGUGAUUUGUAGAUUAGUUCUUAGAGACAAUGCGAGGGCGAGACUCGUGGUGGUAAUUAUCAAAGUGGGUACUUAUUCGGUGACACGCAAGGCGUCUCUGAUCUCCGUCGCUCAAUUUACUUACAAAGCGCAGCAUAGAGGGCACAACGAUACCCAGAAACUAGCUUCGCCUCUUCGAAUCUCUUGCCAGAUUAA